AUGAACAACACAACAAACAAGAAUCAGAAAAUCACCCCGACUGAUGCAUCGGAUGAUGAUGAAAAUGAAGAAAUUUUGGGAUUCAGUCCUGAAUACGACAUCUUUCCUCUAGUCUUGGCAAUUGUGAUCGUGGUUUGUAAUACAAUGGUGUUACGUCUGAUUAUAGGAGUGAAAUCUCUACGAACAGUUGCAAACUUUAUCCUUGGAAGUUUGGCUUUUUCCGACUUGCUCAGUGGAGUGCCAGGAAUACCGCUAUAUUUAGCGUGCAGUGCCGUUCAGACUACAAUAAUAUGCGCUAUCACUCAAGUACUUACAAGGUUCUUCUCCAUUUCAGUUGUAUUACAUCUUAUCUUAGUGUCCAUUGACCGUUAUGUUGCUGUUACACGCGCUAUGCGUUACCGCUCCUUAGUUACGAAACGAAAAGCGAUCUUUUUGCUGUUCUUUGGGUGGACUGCAGCUGCAUUCGUCGCGCUGAUUCAGCUGUCAUGGGUUGGUUUAGAUGUUGAUGUUAAUGAAAAAUUCGAUGCUUUCACCAAAAAGAGGAGUAUCAUCUACGACUUUGUUUGUAUCGCCCUGUUUUUUAUCCUACCGCUUAUAGCCAUGGCAUUCUGCUACUGGAAAAUAUUUAUUGCUUUAAAGGAACAGCUGCGCGCAAUAAAAAAGAACAUCCCAGCAUCCAUGCCUAGUUAUCACUCGAACAAGCAAGAAAGGCGCGCUGCUCUAACCUUCAUCGGGAUGAUCGCCGUUUACAUCUUUUGCUGGCUUCCCUUUUUCAUGAUCAAUCUCCAGCACCAAUUAGGCGACGAAUUUUUCACUCUUCCCAUUUCCGUUGAAUAUGCGCUAUUUUACUACCCGAGGUUUCUUAACUCUGCUUUGAAUCCAUUACUUUACGUAGCUUUCAAGCAUGACUUUCGGCAAGCAGUCCAAAAGCUACGAGGGAAAAAACAAGGAAAGAAAAGAUCUUCCACACUAAGUUUACAGAAUACUAUUGGGAGAAGCUUUCCAGCAGCGUCAAGUCUCCGUAGCGUUCGAACACCUAGCUAUUAA
Messenger RNA from Porites evermanni, 1047 nucleotides. Lineage: Eukaryota; Metazoa; Cnidaria; Anthozoa; Scleractinia; Poritidae. The record is from the annotation of a GenBank genome assembly.